AUGGACGUGGAGCUGGUGACUCGAGCCUCGUUGACUUCCUUGCAAAAGGUGGACGACGGCCGUAUCGUUUCUCCCAAUAGUCUCGACGAGUGGACGUGGUCUAGCCUGAGGAAACAAUUCAAGUACAAGAGCCUGGAGAAGCUGUACACGAUUUAUCAGAGGAGACUUCAGUAUGGUUAUCUCUCGCUGUUUGUUUUACUGCAACUGGUGCUCAGAUUUACAUAUUGCCUGACUUUGAUCGGGAUGAUCCCCAACUUCAAGGAAUGGCUGCCGGACGUCGUGGUCUACUGCAUAGUAGGCGCUCUUCUCUGCCCGAUGAUCGCUCUGUCCUUCAGAUCGAAGAUAAUCGCGAAGAACAAGUACCUACCGGUCAUGCUGUCCUGCCUGAUCAUCGUGCUCCUGGUUGUCGGCGACUUGGCCAUUCCUCUGUUUUACACCUCCGUCGACAACGAGAUCCCGCCGAUAAGACCGGCGUACGCGACACACGCACUUCUCGCGUGCUACGUCUUCCUGCCGCUGACGGAGAAUCUACACGCUUUCGUGCUCGGCAUUACGGCCACCAUGUGUUACCUGGCGACCCUGUCGUUAAUCACCUACAGAAACACGACCGAUUACGGUACCAAGAUCAUCGCCGACACGAUAUACUUUGUGUGCGUGAACGGGCUCGGACUCUACUUCAGGUUCAUGAACGAGGUCGUCAUCAGGCGCUCUUUCUUGGACCGGCGAAAAUGCGUCGAAUCCACGCUCAGGCUGAACUAUGAGAAGGACCAAGAAGAACAAUUGACGCGGAGUAUACUGCCGCAGCACAUAACGGCGAAAAUCAAGAAAGACUUCAGGGACAUCUUCAAGUUCAUAGAGGAGCAUAAGAAACCACCGCCGAAAGGCAGGCCACAUAACGAUCUUUGGGUGGAGACGCACGACAACGUGAGCAUCUUGUACGCAGACGUGGUGAACUUUUCCGGACUGACGGUGACAUUGCCGAUACGGAAACUCGUGGAGACCCUGAACGACCUGUUCGGCAGCUUCGACGAAGCGUCGGAGAGACACAACGUGCUCAGAAUCAAAUUCUUAGGUGACUGUUACUACUGCGUGAGCGGCGUGCCCACGCCGAACUCUCAGCACGCGAAGAGCUGCGUCGAUCUCGGCUUGGACAUGAUAAGGAUCAUCAACGAGGUGAGGGCGCGAGUCCGUCGCGAGAGCGGCGUGGACGUGAACAUGAGGAUCGGCGUGCACUCCGGCAACAUAAUAUCCGGAAUCUUGGGCACGAACAAGUGGCAGUACGACGUUUGGUCGCGCGACGUCCUGAUAGCGAACAAGAUGGAGCAGACCGGCAAGCCCGGGAAGGUUCACGUCACUCAGCAGACGCUGGACCUGGUGGACCGGAGCGAGUACGAUUGCGUGCCGGUCGAGACGCUGAACGACGAGAUUCUGAGGAAAUACGGCAUUCGCAGCUACCUCAUCACGCCGUCCUUACCGGAGGUCCAGCAGAACAGCGAGAACACUUUGACGGUAAUUAGAUCGGACUCGCCGCCACCGCAAGCUAACAAGCAUUACGUGAAAUUCUACACGCGCUCCAACACCAGCAUCAGCACCAGCUCCAGAACGAGUAGACGACUGACGUCCACGUUGAACAAUCAGGCGGACGUUUGCGCGAGCACGUACAGACGAAGGACGCAUUUCAUGGACUCCUGCCUGCGGGAUUAUCACCUGAUGUUAAAAGCGGCGGACGCGGAGAUGGAGAACGCCAUCAAUCAGAUGCCUCUCAGCAAGUGGGAACAGUGGAGCAGAUGGGAACACAUCAAUCCGCUCUUCCUGACGUUUCGGCAAUGGAGCUGGGAGAUUCCGUUCCUGCGCGAGCCGGACCCUCUCUUCAAAUUCUAUAUAGGCUGCGCGGCCUUCGUUCUAUUGUUCAUGGGACUCAUCUACUUCGUGCCCACGGUUAUGCUCGCAGAUUGGGAUCGACCUACGAGCAUCGUUUACGGGCUGGCCAUGUUGAUCCUGAUAGCUCUAAUACCGCUCACGUGGAUGCACUUCGUGUGGAACCGCUUCAAGGAUCCGCACGACGAACACGAGGGACACGUUCCGCAGCCGCGGAACAAACUAUUGUACUUUCUCUACCAGACAAGCGUAAAGGUCGUGUGGUGCGCCCUUCUAAGGACUAUCUUGUACCUGGUGAUCACGAUAAUGCUGGCGGUGUGCGCGAUGUUCGACAUGAUCUUCGAAUGUCAAAACUUGGAACAAUCCAAUAAUAACGUAACCUCCAACAUGACAGCCGGUACGCGGGAAUGCAUACCUACGCCUUGGCAAAUGACGGAAACCUGUUCGUUGGCGAUUCUCACGAGUUUCCUCUUUUUGAGAGUCCACUACGUUUUGAAACUCAUAAUAGGUGUCGGCGUGGUGGCCUUUUACGCGUGGAACGUCUGGGUGUAUCGGUCGAAUGUAUUUCAGUCGGGCGACACGUGGAAUCCUCGGUUAGAUUCUAAAGUAGCGCACGUAUUGAGCGUGGUGUUCCUCACGUUUUCUCUGCAUCUUAUUGACCGUCAGGCGGGCUAUCUGAGCAGGCUGGACUACCAAUGGAAACGUCAACUGACGAAAGAACAGGACGAAGCGUUCCACACGAGGAACGCCAACAAGCUUCUGCUGCGCAACAUCUUGCCGGAACACGUUGCGGAAUUCUACUUGAAUAUGAACCGGACUGAGGAGAACGAGCCUUACCACGAGGCUCACAGCAACGUCGCCGUCAUGUUCGCGUCUCUGACCGAGUUGUCGAUCGACGAGAGCAACAUACUGAUCGAUCUGAACGAGAUCAUCUGUGAAUUCGACAAGCUGCUCUUCGAGCCGUACUUUGUGUGCUGCAUAGAGAAGAUAAAGAUCGCCGGCACAACGUACAUGGCGGCUUGUGGACUGGAAGCGAGCCGACGCGACUCGAUGCGUAGCACCGAAAGCGACGGGUAUCGCGACGAUGACGUGGUCAAGGUGAUGGCACAGUUUGCCGUACAAAUGAUGGCGGUGCUCGACAGAAUAAACGCAAGAUCCCUCACCUCGUCGAAACCGCACAAAUUAAGAAUCGGAAUUUCUCACGGAGAGGUGACAGCCGGCGUCGUAGGAGCUCAAAAGCCAUUGUACGAUAUUUGGGGCGAUGCCGUAAACAUGGCGUCCAGAAUGGACACUACCGGGCUACCGGGGAAAAUACAGGUGACUGCGGAUACAGCCGCCGUUUUGGAACAGCAAGGUGUCAAGUGUCAUCUACGCGGUGAGACGUGGGUCAAGCCGAAAGGAUACGUCACGACGUAUUUCGUCGGCGUCGACGAGACCCGAACAUUGGAAAAGGCGGAUUCCCUUGUGGAAGAAACCUCCUUGUGACAAAAGACCCGCGAUUCGAACUAACUUUAUUCAAUCGGCCAGAAUCGUGCGAAGCAUGCAGGGUGUACGGACGGUCGUUCUCUCCGCAUCUAUCGUACAUGCGAUACUUGCUUCUGAACGGUUAAAGAAAUAUCAAUGAUAAAA
Messenger RNA from Dinoponera quadriceps, 3507 nucleotides. It is a transcript of the gene ACXD, whose product is annotated as adenylate cyclase type 2-like. The transcript is spliced from 20 exons. NCBI's taxonomy places the organism in Eukaryota, Metazoa, Arthropoda, Insecta, Hymenoptera, Formicidae. The record is from RefSeq and is a predicted model, not a curated record. The coding region runs from base 1 to 3363 and encodes 1120 amino acids. Gene Ontology annotation, molecular function: adenylate cyclase activity. Gene Ontology annotation, biological process: cAMP biosynthetic process; intracellular signal transduction; adenylate cyclase-activating G protein-coupled receptor signaling pathway.